Messenger RNA from Acanthopagrus latus (yellowfin seabream), 1286 nucleotides. It is a transcript of the gene rlig1, whose product is annotated as chromosome 8 C12orf29 homolog. The transcript is spliced from 7 exons. Lineage: Eukaryota; Metazoa; Chordata; Actinopteri; Spariformes; Sparidae. Gene Ontology annotation, molecular function: RNA ligase (ATP) activity. Gene Ontology annotation, biological process: response to reactive oxygen species. The record is from RefSeq and is a predicted model, not a curated record. Bases 130 to 1104 code for a protein of 324 amino acids.
CUCGUCACGUGACCAUAUAUGUCAUUCUCAUGCACGCUUAAACAUCACUAGCGUGUCCUCUCUCUGUUAAACGAUAGAAAGAUAAACAUUACCAGGUGGUUUCAGGUGGAUAUUAUAAGGUACGUCAAAAUGAGACGUCUGGGCUCCGUUCAGCAGAAGAUACCGUGUGUGUUUGUGACGGAGGUGAAGGAAGAACAGUCCAGAAAACGAGACUAUCAGCAAUUUCAGGUGAUUGCCACUGAAAAUGUGAACCCCGUCGCCCUGGAGGCAAACAUUGAUUGUGCCCUCGCCACAGAAAAGCUAGAUGGCACUUGCUGUUAUGUUACAGUUUAUAAAGGGCAACCUUACCUCUGGGCUCGACUCGACAGGAAACCCAAUAAACAGGCGGAGAAGAGGUUCAAAAAGUAUCAGCACUCUCACAGGAGCUGUAAAGGUUUCACGUGGAAUGUAGAGGAAGAUUUUAAGACGGUUCCAGAGACGUGGAUCCCAGCUCACGGAGUCAAACACCACAACGGACAUCCAGUGCCUGAUGAGCAUGGACACAUUCCAGGCUGGGUCCCGGUCGAGAAGGACAACAAACAGUACUGCUGGCACUCCUCUGUGGUGGAUUAUGAGGUCGGGGCGGCUCUGGUUCUCAGGCCGAGCUCUGACGACGAAGGCGUACUACAAAUUGCUGCAGUCCCGCUGGCUGACCUUCUGGAACAAACACUGGAGCUCAUUGGAACCAACGUCAAUGGAAACCCUUAUGGAUUGGGGAGUAAGAAGCACCCUGUCCACUUCCUGGUGUCACACGGGAGUGUUCGAGUCAGAAACCCUCCACCAGUUGCCUUCCACCAGCUGUGCUCCUGGUUCCAGGAGAGUCCUGAGGGUCGAGUGGAGGGCAUCGUCUGGCACUGCAAUGACGGCACGCUCAUUAAGGUUCAUCGUCAUCACCUGGGACUGAGGUGGCCCAAUGGGGCGACGUGUCUCGGUGACAGGCGGGUGGUCAUUCAUGUUGAUGGGACAGUCGACGAGUACAACAACAGCAAAGACGUGUUCACGUCUCUCUCCAGACUAAAUGGACAGUGUUUCAGCCGACUGCAGGACGUCCAGUUUGACUCGUAAACACAGGUGGAGAAGAUCUAACGUUCCUUUUCUCAGGCAUGUGCUGUGACUCAAUAAGGAAUGAUCAUGUUGGUGAUAGCUGCCAGGUAUUUUCACCAGUAAUUCCAGUGUAUUACAACCAUGAAGGUACUUUGAUAUCUGCUUUGCAGAAACCUGUAUAUAAAAAGAAAAGUGGGAACUGA